AUGUGUGGCAACUACUAUGGAAGGCAGUGGAUGCCUGCCAACAAGGAUCAAGCAAUAUCAAGAAGUAGUAGGACAAUUACUAUGGGUAUCCAACACAGCAAGACUGGACAUAUCAUACACCAUCAGAACCUUAGCAAGAUACAUGUCAAGUCCGACCAACAGUGCAUGGAAUGCAGCGAUUCACAUAUUGAAGUACCUGAACCAAAUGACUGGGAGGACCAAGCAUACAUAUGGACAAACCUGUUGUUAUGUACACUGGCACAAACUGGGCAUCAGACCCUACCAAUGGAUGCAGGAGUACAUCAGGGGCAGUUACAUACAUGUAUGGGUGUCUGUGUUAUUGGCAGUAGAGGCCAAGUUUAUUGCCACAUUGGAGGCAACAAGAGAAGCACUGUUCUUCUCCUAUCUACUCAGGGAUUUAGGAGUCAAAGGGGUCAAGCCAUUACUACUCACAGACAGCCAAGGAUGCAUUCAGAUCAUGUUCAAGAAGGUGAUGUGGACAUUGACUUUGUCAGAACAGCCAGCAAUGUGGCAGACAUCCUAACAAAACCAUUAAAGGGAGUAGAAAAGACCCAACUAGCUAAGUUGAUAGGAUUGGAGAUGUCAUCGGGAGGGGGAGUUAAAGAUACGACGAAAAUCUCUAAAGUUGCCUAA
This is a messenger RNA of Ustilago hordei, 654 nucleotides long. RefSeq lists its product as uncharacterized. Bases 1 to 654 code for a protein of 217 amino acids. The record is from RefSeq and is a predicted model, not a curated record. NCBI's taxonomy places the organism in Eukaryota, Fungi, Basidiomycota, Ustilaginomycetes, Ustilaginales, Ustilaginaceae. The transcript is spliced from 3 exons.